CUUAACUAUAAUUAAGUUGGUUUUCCAAAAUAAGACAUAACAACAUAAUAACCAGAACUAACCAAAUACUUGCUUAUUUCUACACAAUUAAAAUACAGAGAGUCAAUAAUAACAUUGGACUCCAGUCAAACAUUUAACUUGUUCCCAAAGUAACUAUCAUCUGCCUUUUUUCACCCCACAAAAUUUCUCUGGUAGAACUACUGUUGUUUAUCUAUGCAGUUGAAAUAAAUUACGAAUUACGUUUUUAUUGAAGAAUAAUUUCAUUUUCUAUUAUCUAUGUAAGUUACAUGUACCUUUAUCUAUAGAUAAAUAAUUAUCUCAAUCAUCUAUGAUAAUCUGUGAUGAUAAUAUAUAGUGUAAUAUCCAUGACUGUAUGUAGUGUCAACCCCAGGUUUCUAGAAACUGAAACGUGCCCAACUUUCGACGAUGAGAAUAAAAUAUGUUUUAAUAGUGUACAUAAGUAUAUUGUACAUUAUUCCAAUAGUCCAUGGAGUGGGACAAAUAAUUUAUGCAAUAAAUGCAGGAGGGGAAGCUCAUGUUGAUUCCCAUGGAGUAAAGUAUGAAAGAGACCCUUUACAUGGUCAUGUUGGUGUAGCUUCUGAUUAUGGAAAACGAUUACUUAUUGGAAGAGUGCCCCCACAUGAUCAUAUUCUUUAUCAAACUGAAAGAUAUCAUACAGCUACAUUUGGAUAUGAUCUCCCCAUCAACGAAGAUGGUGAUUACGUUUUAGUAUUAAAAUUCUGUGAGGUAUAUUUCAAUGCCCCUGAUCAGAAGGUAUUUGACAUUGUACUUAAUGGUGAACAUACGGUGGUAGCUGAUUUAGAUAUAUUUGCUAAAGUAAAUAAGGGUAUUGCUCAUGAUGAAUAUGUCCCUUUUAAAGUUUCAAAAGGUAGGCUAAUAGUUAACAGAGAAGAAUCAGAUAUUAUUAGGGGCAAAAUUCGAGUUGAAUUUAUAAAAGGUUAUAAGGACAAUCCCAAAAUAAAUGCUCUCUAUAUGAUCAAAGGCAAUGUAGAAGAUGUACCAAAGCUGCCUCCCCUCAAUGAAGAACCUCUGGAGUCAUUUGAAUCAAAAGUGGAGAAAGAACCUGAGAUUGCCCCUAAGGCUCGAAUUAGAACAACUGCUCAAAAGAUUCUCGAUCUUUAUGAAGAAGAAGAAUCCUCCAUAAUGUUGCCAGUUUUUAUUGUAAUUGGGGCCUUCAUUCCUGUUCUAUUUUGUUUGUGUAAAUUGUGAUAAUAUCUUUAUUAGGUAUUUAAUAAAUUUUGUUGAAUAUU
Molecule: messenger RNA, 1271 nt
Organism: Cylas formicarius (sweet potato weevil)
Lineage: Eukaryota; Metazoa; Arthropoda; Insecta; Coleoptera; Brentidae
Product: malectin-B
Exons: 3
Coding region: 427-1230 (267 amino acids)
Cellular component (GO): membrane
Molecular function (GO): carbohydrate binding
Source: RefSeq, a predicted model, not a curated record